This is a messenger RNA of Falco peregrinus (peregrine falcon), 825 nucleotides long. RefSeq names its product RAB42, member RAS oncogene family (gene RAB42). Gene Ontology annotation, cellular component: Golgi membrane. The record is from RefSeq and is a predicted model, not a curated record. Gene Ontology annotation, molecular function: GTP binding; GTPase activity. NCBI's taxonomy places the organism in Eukaryota, Metazoa, Chordata, Aves, Falconiformes, Falconidae.
AUGGGGACGGUGGCGGGUCCCCCCCAGGACCCCAGCCCCGAGGGACAUUACCAGUUCCGCAUCAUCGUGCUGGGGGACGCGGCCGUGGGGAAGUCAUCACUGCUGCGCUGCUUCGCGGAGGGCCCGGCCGGGGGGCCAGCAACCCCCUGCCCCGCAGCCCCCUGCCCCACCGUCGGCGUGGAGUUUUACAGCCGCACCGUCCCGCUGCUGCCCACCGGCAAGGCCAAGCUGCAGCUCUGGGACACGGCCGGCCAGGAGAGGUUCAGAUCCAUCACCAGGUCCUUCUACCGGAGCGCAGCGGGGGUGCUGCUGGUGUUCGAUCUCACCAACCGAGCAUCCUUUGAGCACGUCCUGGAGUGGUACCACGAAGCCGCCGGGGAGCGGCCCCCCGCCUUCCUCCUGGUGGGACACAAGUGUGACCUGGUGGCUGAGCGAGCUGUGUCGGCGGAGGAAGCCGGGCACCUCGCCACCACCCUGGGCAUGGCCUUCGUGGAGACCUCAGCCCGCACCAACUGCAACGUGGAGCUGGCCUUCCAGAUGCUGGCGGGGAGCAUCCAGCAGGCGCUGGGCCAGGGGCCCCUUGCCCCUCACCGCGGCUGCGGUGGCAUCAGGCUCAUCACCAGCCAGCGCUGCCACCCGCCCCCGGCAUGGGGAGAGCCCCAGGAGCGCUGCCAGUGCUGAUGAGGACAGGGGGGACAGGGGACCCUCCACCAGUGGGGAUGUUCCUCUCCCUGCUCGGCACCCUGCAGCCCCCUGCCAUUGGGCAGCCUUGGGGCUGCGUCUCCACUCUGGCUCAGCUUCACUUCAAGCCUGAAUUUGGGGGCU